AUGAAAAAACUUCUUUUCCUCACACUUUUACCUAUUUUUUCGCUGGCAACAGUUAACGAUGGUGGGUGGACGACGGAAGAGAAAGAUAUCGUACCUCAGAAAGAUAAAUGCAACAUUGAGAGACACGAUGCUGCUGAGCUGACACAGAAAGAGUUUUUAAAAAGGUAUGCGUUUUCGGAACCUGUCAUCAUCUACAAUGUCGACAAUGCGGAAUUCAAAAAGCUAACAGAAAAAAAUGAAAUGCUUUCUGUCUGGCGGGAUGUUGAUGUAACUUUGAAUUCUGCAAAUACCUACAGUUAUACAAGGGUUCCAACAACGUUCGGGAGGUACAUCGAGGAGAAAAUGAAACCACAGAACUUGGAAAUGCUUGGAAACGAGACGUUAUACUUGUUUGGAGACAUUGAUCAAAAAAUCUGGAAACCUCUACUCGAAAAAUAUCAACAGCCAGACUGGGAACUUCCUGGGCAUACAGCUGCGCUUUCAUUCGGAAUCGCUGGUGCUGGAACUGGAGUUCCAUUUCAUUUUCACGGUCCGGGAUUUGCUGAAGUGAUUCAUGGAUCGAAGAGAUGGUUCCUGUAUCCAUAUGAUGAAAGACCCGAUUGGAAUCCAGAUAAAACAACAUUAGAAUGGUACACAUACGAUUAUCCAAAGUUGCCUCGUGACAAGCUCCCUUUGGAAUGUGAGAUGAAGCCUGGCGAGUUGAUCUAUUUUCCUGAUAAAUGGUGGCAUGCUACAUUGAACAUUAAAUCUUCUGUAUUUAUCAGCACUUUUUUGAGCCCUUGA
Caenorhabditis briggsae is the source of this 783-nucleotide messenger RNA. The coding region runs from base 1 to 783 and encodes 260 amino acids. Gene Ontology annotation, cellular component: cytoplasm. The record is from RefSeq and is a predicted model, not a curated record. The transcript has 6 exons. Lineage: Eukaryota; Metazoa; Nematoda; Chromadorea; Rhabditida; Rhabditidae.